Molecule: messenger RNA, 2214 nt
Organism: Stylonychia lemnae
Lineage: Eukaryota; Ciliophora; Spirotrichea; Sporadotrichida; Oxytrichidae
Source: the annotation of a GenBank genome assembly
AUGGAUGUGAAUCCUGUCCACAAGUUACUCAAAACCCAUCAGUCCCUAUUUCAAAUUUAUUAGUUUCAUCUGAGAUUUAUUCCAGCACAUUCAGACAAUGUAAGGAAUGCUCUAACUCAAAAGUUUGUUAAAAAUGCUCCGAUGAUAAUCCUAACGAAUGCUCACUUUGCUAUGAAGAUUUUAAAUAAGAUAUUACUGGCAUUUGUGAAUCAUGCUAUUAAUCACCAUCAUUCGUUGCUUACGGCUAAUUAACUGAUCAAUGCUCAAGCUGUCAUGAUGGAUUCGGAUUGGUAUCAGGUAAAUGUGUAAGAUGCUACGAUGAUUAAUGCCUUGAAUGCUCUGGAUCUUAAGAUUGUACCUUAUGUCCUCAGAAAUAUCAAACUGUACUUCAGCCCAUAGCAUAAUGGAAGAAUGAGAAUGCUUAUCAAUGUCUAAGUAUAAUAUUUAUUUAAAACUAGAAAUUUAGGUUGUAAUUCUGGAUAAGCUGAAUAUUCCUAUAGAGCAAUGAUUAAGACCUCAAUUUGUGAAGUUUGCAACAGCACAUGCGAGGAAUGUUAAAACUAAAUUUAUUGUAGUUCCUGUAAAAAGGGUUAUUAUUUAGAGAAAAUUUCCUUAUUAGUAAGUUAUGGUUACUGCAAACUUAAGUAGUCAAACUUCACAGAAGCUACUCUGUAUGUUACUAAUAAGGAUAUUACUGAAAAUAUUUAGUUGAGAGAUGGAAGUAUUUCAAAGCCUUUUGGUGACUUAGAAGAUGCAAUAGAGAGGGCUUAUGAGAUAGCAGCUUCAUUUUAUUUUGCUUCAAUUACGAUCCUUUUGUAAAAUAGUGUUGAAUAUGGAAAUUCUCAUUAUCUAUUAAGGAGUGCUAGAGACUUUUACAUUAGCAGGUAUAUUGAUAAAGAUUCACAAGGCUUAACUUUAUUAAUCAAGCCUGAUUAAUCAGUAGAAGGAACAAUGAUUGUUUAUAAUAAAAGAGCUGAAAGAUUUCAAAUGAAUAUUGGUGGAGGCCUUACUAUAUAAAACAUUGAGUUUGAUGGUUUAGAUUCAAUAAUCCCUUACAGAAAAGAUAUCUCUGGUUGUCUUGGUUAAAAGAUUAAUUGCUGCUAAAAUAUUAAUGGCAUAAUCUCAUCAUUGACAACCACUCAAUGUAUAGACAAUUUAAAUAAUGAUUUUUGGAUCUCAAAGUAAAUGAUUUAAUUUUAUUUCCAUUUAUAGGGUGUGAAAUUCAGAAAUUAUUUCUUCAACUUCAACUCAUUUAUUGAGACUAAUGACGUGACUAGUAAAAUUCAGAUUAUAGACUCAAAAUUUGAAUACUUCUCAUCAUGCGGGGCAAUCAUUAGAAACUUCAGGACGAAAUCAAAGCCAUCAAUUCUCGAUAAAUAAGAUUAUUCGACAGCAGCUCCUUUCAAGUAUAUCUUCAGAUCUAACUAGUUGUAAUAUGAAGCUUCUAAAAGAUUACUUCUAAAAUAAGGAGUUAUAGGAUAUUCCUAGUCUAGUAAUUAGCCAUAGGUUAUAUCUAAUAAUACAUUUUUAAGUAAUGCAGGGUAUUUUUAGAAUGUAGGUCUCUUUAUAAGAGCUUAUGUCAAUAGCAAUAUUUACGAAUCUACAGUUCUUCAAAAUUUCUAAUGUAAUGGCAUCUAGACAUUUGAUAAUUAAACAUUUCAAGUUGAUAUGAACAAGUUUUAACUGAAUAAUAAUGUUUUUGAGUCUAACUAUGGUAGUGCAAAUUAAGGACUGGUAGACAUUACAGGGAUUAAAAUUUUAUCAUUAGAAAAUAACAUAUUCAAAUCAAACGGAGAAUCAUCUGCUGAAGUUGCAAACAAAUUAUCUGACUUAAGUGUUUCAAAUCUACUAUACGUUGAAAAUGAUUAAUUUGGCCAAUAUGAAAGUUCACUAUAAUAAGGAACUAGUAGCACCUACAUGUUUAUGAUGGCCUUAAUUUAAUUGAACCACUGUUCUCAACUAAGAUUAAAAAAUAUUUCUUUUGAAGGUAACUGGAUUGAAUCUGCAAACGAUGGAGUAAUAAGAGCUCAAAUUUUGAUGCUUAAAAAUUUCUAUGGAUCUUUCAUUCUAGAUUAAAGCAAAAUAGACAAUCAUCUAGGCUUACUUAAUCCAUUACCAUAAUUACUUUAUCCCAACUAUGCAAGCACUUAUAAUUACCAAGGUGGAUAAUUACCACUUCUAAGUGGAGAAGGAUAUGGGAAUACAAAAAUUUGA